AUGUUAGCUUCUCUUCUUUUUUUGUGUUUGUUUGUUUGUUCUUCUAUUUUUUUCGCCUUCCUAGGGCAGCUGGUUUCAUGUUUGUUUGUUGUUAUGGCGAAACGGUACCUUGAUGAAGAGCUGCCCGUCUUCCGUGUUGAGUUUCUCCAUGGCGAGCCUCUGGACACUGCAGCUGAUGGUAUCUUCAAGCAGCAGCAGCAGAAGAAGAGUAAGAGAGAGAGAUGGAGCAAAGAGGAGCAGACGGUUAUAUGUUAUGUUACGGGGGGGAGGGCCCUCUCUGUGGCGAAGGGCAACAAGGUGGUUCUCAGCAGCUCAAAGGGGACUCGCAGAAAAAAAAAGAUGGCGGACCAGCUGGUGGUUUUCAUGUGCAGGUUUUGUGGAUGGUCACCAGGUCCCCCUGAGCGAGCAGAGGAUGACAGCCAGGCACCUAGUGAUGGUGAUAGCAGUAGCCAGGAGGAGCAGACUCCCUGGAGAUGGCUGAUAGCUGAUGGCUGA
Molecule: messenger RNA, 495 nt
Organism: Trichophyton benhamiae CBS 112371
Lineage: Eukaryota; Fungi; Ascomycota; Eurotiomycetes; Onygenales; Arthrodermataceae
Exons: 2
Coding region: 1-495 (164 amino acids)
Source: RefSeq, a predicted model, not a curated record